Messenger RNA from Anolis sagrei ordinatus, 2155 nucleotides. Its product is annotated as bone morphogenetic protein 2-like. Gene Ontology annotation, molecular function: cytokine activity; growth factor activity. Gene Ontology annotation, biological process: BMP signaling pathway. Gene Ontology annotation, cellular component: extracellular region. Lineage: Eukaryota; Metazoa; Chordata; Lepidosauria; Squamata; Anolidae. The record is from RefSeq and is a predicted model, not a curated record.
CGGCCUCUCUCAUUUGCUGAGUGAAGAAGGAAAGGGGACAGAGGCUGCCAAGAAGGACUGGGUAUGCCCAUAAGGCAGUGAGGGCUCUUGCUUGGCAUGGAUAACCCCAAACAGCCAGCCUGGUUGGGAGAGGCUUGAAGGAUAGAAGCGGAAGGAGAGGUCACUGGAUCUGCAAAGAGGAGAAAAACAUGGAUUCUCGCCAACAACCUCUACUCUUGCAAUUCCACAAUGGUGUCUGGUAACUUGACUGUUCUGUCGAUGCUUUUUGUAUCACUUGCCUUCUGGGAAUCUGAAGCCCCCCAGGGAGCAUCACCUGGAACCGACAAGCAUGACCCCAAGGAACUGCCAAUCCAGGCCCUCCAUACUAUCCUGUUAAGGCGCCUAGGCUUACAAAGGCGGCCGGAACCAAAACCAGGCCACGUGGUCCCCCAGUACCUGCUGGAUUUGUACCAAUUUGCCUUAGGAAGGGCUCCUCCCUCCUUUCAGGGAACGGAUCUAUCUUUCUUGGAGGAACAGGCAGGAAGAGCCAACACUGUGCGCACGUUUCAUCAUGUCGAGGAUCCGGAUUACUUUCCUGAACUUGUGGGAAAUGCAUUUUACUUCUUGUUCAACCUCACCUUGCUUCCUGCAGAGGAGGAGCUGACCGCCCUUGAGUUCCGCCUCUACCACAAAGAGAGGGAAAGCAGGGGUUUUCACAUCAACGUCUACCACACAAUGGAUUCCCCACCCAUUUCCAGAAACAAGAGCAGACUUCUGGCCCGCAAAUUCUUGGCUCCAAACCAGCCCAAGUGGGAGAGCUUUGAUGUAACUCCUGCCUAUAAGAUGACCAAGGACCAGAAGCUUCAUCUUGGGUUUCUUGUUGAGGUGGAGCACCCAAACAAAAGUUAUAACCUUCAAGAGCACCAUACACUCCUUCGUGCAAGACGGUCUCUUGGAGAGGAGGCAGCUCAGUGGGCUCUGGAGAGGCCUUUACUAGUCACUUAUAGCCAUGACCAAAGAGGGCAACCCCUGACACGUGGAAAAAGACACAGCAAAAGUUUGUCAAAUGCACUAACCCAGAAAGGAGGCAGAAAACCUACAAAAGGUACAGUCUCCAAGAACAAACUCAAGAGCCUAAAGGCAAAGACUAAAACCAGUACCAAGUGCAGAAGGCACCGCCUCUUUGUAGAUUUCAAAGAGGUUGGUUGGAACGAUUGGAUAGUUGCCCCCAGUGGCUACCACGCAUUCUACUGCUCUGGGGAGUGCCGGUUCCCACUGGCCGACCAUAUGAAUUCCUCCAGUCAUGCUGUGGUGCAGACAAUGUUGAAUUCUGUGAACUCCAAAGUACCUAAGCCAUCUUGUGUUCCUACAGACCUCAGUCCCAUAGCUAUGCUCUAUCUGGAUCAACAUGACAUGGUGGUCCUUAAGACCUAUCAGGAUAUGGUGGUGGAGGGCUGUGGGUGCCGGUAAGAGAGAUGAAGCAGGGGAACUCUCUCUGUCACUACUAAGAGCCUGGGGUCACUCAACAAGAGUUAUGAACAGCAGACUUAGGACUGCUAGAAGUACAACUUUCAUACAAGGCAUAACCUCAAGAGAUAAGGAUCAACAAAUUUAUAUAGCUGCGAGCGACUUGUAAACAGGAAUAUACCUCUGAAUAUCAGUAAUAAGCAAAAACUAUUGUUAUGAUGCUCUUCCAAAGAUAUCCAACUGGCUACAACUGGACAUAGUUGGACCUUGGUCUGAUCCUGCAAGAAAUUAUUUUAUUUUUAUGAAAUCAUAUGAACAAAUAUUACUUUCCCCAGGAAAUCCUAUAUUUACAAGUAAUUUAAUUUGUGAUGAACUUUAAUUGACUAAUAAGCAAACAACUCAUCCAGUCCAUCAAAGCAAUCAUAUCAACCAAAUUCUUCAUGUGGUGAAACAAUAUUAAUUAUUUUGCACAGUAAAGAUGGAGAAAGUGCAAUCAUCCAGAUGUUGCUGUGUCACAAUCCACAUCAUCUCUCCCCACUGAAUAUACUGUUUAGAGUCGAUUGAGAUAAAGCAAUGACACCUGGAGGCUAUGUAGAUCUUUUUUGCCUACCUUCCACACGUUCCACAUACAGGGGGGAUACGUCUGCCAUCAUCCCCUUUCUUUUUGAAGAUUAUGGUCAGUGAAGUAAAUAAAGUAUCCCAGACUUGC